GGCGGCGGAGGAAGCAAGGCAACGAUAUUGGUUCCUGUCAUUUUACUGCUUCUCGUACUGGCUAUUGUCGGUGCCGUCCUCAUCACUGGCUCCUCGGUUGAUGACACCGCACAGAAGUCCUCCGAAGGCGCAGACCCAGGUGAUCCUUCAAGUCAAUCUGGUAGCGGGGAGGGAGGGAACGAAUCCCCUCCCCCGUCCUCGACCAAAACUCGAUUCGCAGGCGCGAACAAAGUACUUUUUUGCUUCCUUAGCGCUGAUGAUGGUGGUGGUUACGAUUAUGCGUUACCCGCCGACGAUGUUUGCACCCACGUGAUUGUUGGCGGCAACACGCUCUCACAAGCCGCAAAGAAUUGGCAGCACGAUGACAGAGCCUACAAGAAAUUGGUGGCGUCACUUCACAAUGGCGAAUACAAGAAAACAGAAGCAGGACUCUCAGUGGAUUUUAGGCAGAUUGUUGAUACAAAGUUGACUGAUGAAUCUCUACAAGCCGAAUAUGAUAAAAACAUUGUACACUAUGGCCUUCAUUACAUGAAAUCUGUGAAUUCUUUGACGGAUUUCAAACAAAAAGCCGUAAACUAUAUGAAGUCUGUUCGCGAGUUUCACAAGAAGGUCAAUCCAGAACGAACGGCAAAAGAGGCAUUAAAUCCCUUGUACGGAUUCGUCAGCCUGCAAAUGCGACCCUACGACCCUUCCAAGCCGCAGGAGACGUUUGAACUGGCGCAAGGUGUAGAGGAUGCUCUGGGCUACCCGCUGCUGUUUAUCAUGCACACAAACGCUGAAAGGCCGUUCGACAAUAGUGCCUUGUGCAUACUGGGAGGUACCCCUUUGGCUGUCCCUGCAGCAUGCAAGAUGCCUUCAUUGACCGACUACCUGAAAUUAUUAAAGACUUUCAAGUUCAAGCUUGAAUCCAAGACUGCCGCAACGUUUGACGUGGCGUUAAUGUCGUUCGGCGUGCAAGAAGAUAUCCAAGCGGAUUCCAAGCUUACUUCACUAAACAGGACUGCUGAUGAGGGACGCAUCGUUUCUCGGACUUUCUUGUGUGACGCGAGCAGCUAUCCGACUCACCUUCCGGUGGACGAUGUUCUGAAAGUGGAAGCCCGGGCGAAUAAAAAGGAAGUGCUUGUAUACGACAGUGAGUCCACCUGGAAGACCAAGUUGGAGAAAUUCAACCAACAGUCCACCGGACCGCAUCUGGGCCACGCCGUGUUCAACUUAGAGUAUGCCGACGAGGAUUGCAACGGCGAGCGAACCCACCCGCAAAUGAAAAAAUUCCAAGAACUCUCUGGAAUACGAAGGAAAUAAAAGCCCUCUUU
Molecule: messenger RNA, 1313 nt
Organism: Dermacentor andersoni
Lineage: Eukaryota; Metazoa; Arthropoda; Arachnida; Ixodida; Ixodidae
Source: RefSeq, a predicted model, not a curated record